This is a messenger RNA of Akanthomyces muscarius, 807 nucleotides long. RefSeq lists its product as uncharacterized. The transcript has 2 exons. The coding region runs from base 1 to 807 and encodes 268 amino acids. NCBI's taxonomy places the organism in Eukaryota, Fungi, Ascomycota, Sordariomycetes, Hypocreales, Cordycipitaceae. The record is from RefSeq and is a predicted model, not a curated record.
AUGUCUGCCGCCGCCGCCGCAGAGACGACCUCGGCCAAGGCUGUCGAUGCCCUCGCACCGGCUGCCGAUGCCGUCGGCCCGUCGACGGACUCGGUACCUCUCGAGAGCAUCCGUCGCUCUACCGAAGCCACGAGCUCGGCGCAAAACGUCGCUCCCGCCGAUGGCCCAGCACCAGACGCCAUCGACACCACUGAGACGCCUGGGCAGCCCUCUGCCGCUUCGGAUGCCGCCGAGUUCUUUGCCGAUGCACCCGAAGUGCCGGCCAAGUCACCAGAUGCCAUCGAAAAAAGUCCUGAGCCACCUGCAAAGGAGGCAGACGACGCCAUCGGCCCUGCCCAAGAGCACAUCAACUCUGGCGCUGCAGCAGAGCCCGGCGCUCCUCCUGUAUGCAACAUUACUCUGCUUUUGACGUCUGGCAGUCGCCACCCCUACAGAAUCGAUGCCAAGUAUCUAUCUCGAAGAAACGUGACAAUGCCUGACGAGACCGAGCACGGCCAUCCGGAUCCCUGCAGCAUCAGUAUAUACACCCUCAAGGAGCUAAUACUGCGAGAUUGGCGGAGUGACUGGGAAGCGAAGCCUGCUAGUCCCAGCAGCAUCCGUCUCAUUCAUUUUGGAAAGCUGUUGGAUGACAAGGAGCAACUCAAGAGAUAUCAAUUUAGCUCCGAGGCCCCGAACGUGGUGCACAUGAGCAUUCGACCCCAGGACUUGGACGAGGAAGAGACCAAGCCUGGCGGUAAAAGCCUUGGUGCUGGCAGCGGCGACGGCCAACGGUCAAGAUCCGGAGGCUCGUGCUGUGUUAUUCUAUAA